GCAUAGGUCGCUCUGCUCCUUCAUUCUCUUCUCUCUGCUUUCGUGUUCCUUCUUCCCUGGGUUUUUGGGAGCUUCAACUCUUUGGUUAUGGCUUCAACGGACAUCAGAGACAUUCUCACAGCUUUCAGUCCUUCUUUGGACUACUUCGCCAUCAGCACCGGCGAUGGCCGCGUUAAGAUAUGGGAUACAUUGAAGGGUCAGGUACAGACUGAGUUUGCAGAUAUGACAUCAAAUGACACAAGAAGUAUAUAUGAUAGAUCCACGAAUGGACAUCUCUCAAUAGACUAUACGUGCAUGAAGUGGUUGUCGUUGGAAAGAAAGAAAAAAAGAAAGCAUGCAUCCUCAUUGUUAGUGCUUGGGACUGGUGGUGGUGAUGUUUUAGCAUUUGAUGUGUCUGCUGGUCAAUUGAAUUGGAGAAUUAGCAACUGUCAUCCAGGAGGUGUGAGAGCCAUUUCAUCGUCAGCAAAUGGAUCAUGUAUCUAUACUGCAGGGGCAGAUGGGAUGAUAUGUAGAAUUGAUUCCGUCACAGGAAACCUGUUGGAGAAAUUUAAAGCUUCUACAAAGGCUGUAUCCUGUAUGACUAUUUCUUCAGAUGGGAAGACUUUAGCUACGGCAGCAUCACAAUUGAAGAUCUUUAACAGAUAUAUAUAUAUAUAUAUAUAGGUGGGUUGAUACGGAUCUGUUAGAUGCUUGGUCUUCACUGAAGAUGGCAAGUAUAUCCUUUCAUCUGCCGUUGGUGAAAGAUAUGUUGCUCUGUGGAGGAUAGAUGGCGCCAGAAAGCAGUCGGUUAGUUGUGUUCUUGCAAUGGACCAUCCUGCUGUCUUUCUUGAUAGCAGGUGCAUUGAUAGCGGGGAACAUGAUGAGAAUGGCAUAUGUGUUUUGGCCAUCUCAGAAGUUGGUGUUUGUUAUUUCUGGUUUGGAAAUAGUAUUGAAGAACUACGUAAUGCCAAACCCACAAAAAUAUCAUUAUCUUCGGAAGAUAUAUUCUCAAGAAAAUACAAGGGUGCAUUGCCAACAAUAUAUGCUGCAAAGUUACAAGGCAUACAGAAGCCUGCAUCUGGGCAUGUUUUUCUUGUUUCUGGGUUGCUUGUAAAACCAUCAUUUCAAAAACUUCUAGUGCAUUCUGGUACAGAUGUACAGUUGAAUGUCUCCCAUGAUGGUAUUCUUCUUCCAAUGAGUCAAUCUCUUGUUAAAUCUAAGAAGCGGUCAGAUGAACGAAGAGUAACUGCACUAGACCGUGCUAAUGCAGAAGAUGCCUUGCUUCCGAUUCCUAAGGUUUUUUAUUCUUCUGAGAAAGAGAGAGCAUUCCAAGACUCUUCAGACAGAAAUGCAACAGAUGGUUUGUUUAGAAUUAAUAAAGCUGAUUCUAUCAAGAAACAAGAUGAAAUGAUCCAAGAUGAGAUCAAAGCAGUUUGUAUGGAGGACCAGCUGAGAUCACUAGGGAUACUUAAAAGUGAAAAAGAGUGUUCAUCAAACCUUGAAAAAUACUAUCCAUUAUUGAAGGGUAUUAAUCUUGAAGCUGCUACUCCAACGAAAAAGAUUAGAGCAACUGUUUUGUCAAUGGAGCCAAGUGAAGCAGUCAAGCUACUUGAACCGUUACUGGCUGCUUGGCAGUCAAGGUCAUCUAGCGGAAAGUAUGUUCUUCCCUGGAUAUAUAACAUAUUAGUAAAUCAUGGUCACAAUUUCACCACUGAAGAAUUUGCAACAUGUAUGCUUGAUUCCUUGUAUAAGAUUACCAAUUCUAGAGGGCCUACGUUUCAGUCUUUAUUACAACUAUCAGGUCGCCUGCAACUAAUGACGUCACAGAUUGACAAGGCAUCUCAGACCGUAAGUCAUCCAGUACAUGAUCUCCAAAUCGAUGAAAGUGGAGACGAGGAUGAAGAGGAUGAAUAUUUUCAUGAUGAAGGAGAUGAUGACUCUGAAAUAAGCAGUGAUGAUGAAAGCUAGUCUUUCUUUCAAUGAGAGAUUAGGAGUUACCAGCCUCUCUGCAGCGGAAAGAGGUUUAAAGGCAUAACAUGCUGGCUGGACCUGAGCCAACUUUUCCAUGCACGACUUGUGGCCAUAUAGAUAGUUGCUUUCUUGGAGAAAGAAAUUUUGUUAGCAUCUAGAUUUGUUAAAAAUGGUACCGUCUCCAUUAUGUACUGACAUUUUCACUGAUAAGUUAAAAUACAAGAUAGCCAAGGAAAAUCGUAUCUUAUAGGAUUUUUGUCCUCGAGAGUAAUAUCUUUGUAUUCUUCAUACAUUUUUUGCAUACCCAUAUUGUACUGCUAUAAAAUUU
Arachis duranensis is the source of this 2278-nucleotide messenger RNA. RefSeq lists its product as uncharacterized. Gene Ontology annotation, molecular function: protein binding. The transcript is spliced from 13 exons. Lineage: Eukaryota; Viridiplantae; Streptophyta; Magnoliopsida; Fabales; Fabaceae. The record is from RefSeq and is a predicted model, not a curated record.